UGAAAGUGCUGCUCUGUGAUGGCUUUGAACAUCAGCGAUGACUGUGCGCCCCGCGCGCUCUGUGCGCCCCGCCUGCUGGAGGGAGCGCAGCAGCAGCGCUGGUCCAGAGGCGCGCGCGCGCGCUGGGAGGGAGAGGGGGGUGAUGACAGCGGCUGCUGUGGGGAGGCUCAUACCGAAUCAGGGACCGAACCGGGUCCACGGACAAAGCCUCACGCACCAGAACGCACCAUUCCUGUUCAGACUAAAGUGAUGCUGCUCCGAAGUCUGCGCUCCGUCUGCGCUCCGCACACCUGACUCUCAGCUAUGGUCAGUGGAGGUCACGUCUCGGCGCACCUAACUAUCCAUUUACUCUUUUUUGGACACGAUUAUAGAUAAUUUCUGGGGAUAAAAUGGUGUAAAUGCUCAUUUUUUGUACAUUUCAUCAAACCCCAAACAAACCCGGACUAUGCUCAGAAGUGCGCCGUGCGCUCCCGCCACAAGCCUCCACUCCUAUGCAGCCUGACUAUGCUGGCAAGUCCAUCCAACAACGGCGGCGUCAGAAUGCUCGUUCCACCGGCUCCGAACGACGACAGGCGCGUCGAAUUCGUGGCGCUCACCGCCGUGCAGACGGAGAGGAGCGAGCCGUCCACCCCGGAGCGCGGACCCCCGUCCCACCGCACGGGGCUGCUGGGGACCCCGCUCCCGGGGCCGCCCGGACCCCGCGCCAGCGCGUCCGCCUCCAGUAAGCGCUUCCGAAAGUUGCAGAACUGUCUCUACAACGUGCUGGAGAGACCGAGAGGAUGGGCGUUCAUCUACCAUGCCUUCAUUUUCCUUCUAGUGUUCAGCUGCUUGGUGUUGUCAGUGUUUUCCACCAUCCCCGACCACCAGAAAAUGGCCAACCAGGGCCUCUUCAUCUUGGAGUUUGUCAUGAUCGUGGUGUUUGGCAUGGAGUACUUCAUCAGGAUCUGGGCCGCUGGCUGUUGCUGCAGAUAUCGCGGAUGGCAGGGACGCCUCCGAUUCGCCCGCAAGCCCUUUUGCGUCAUAGACUUCAUCGUGUUUGUGGCUUCCCUGGCGGUGAUCGCUGCAGGGACGCAGGGCAACAUCUUUGCCACGUCAGCCCUGCGCAGCAUGCGUUUUCUGCAGAUCCUGCGCAUGGUUCGAAUGGACCGACGGGGAGGCACCUGGAAACUACUGGGAUCAGUGGUUUACGCUCACAGCAAGGAGCUGAUUACAGCCUGGUACAUUGGCUUCCUUGUCCUCAUUUUUGCCUCGUUCCUUGUCUACCUGGCUGAGAAAGACAUCAAUUCAGAUUUUGGUACCUAUGCAGACUCCCUCUGGUGGGGAACUAUAACUUUGACCACCAUUGGUUAUGGUGAUAAGACCCCUCGCACGUGGCAGGGGCGGCUGCUGGCUGCCGGCUUUGCUCUCCUGGGGGUGUCCUUCUUCGCCCUCCCUGCAGGAAUUUUAGGCUCAGGGUUUGCCCUGAAGGUCCAGGAGCAGCACAGGCAGAAGCAUUUUGAGAAGAGGAGGAUGCCUGCUGCAAACCUCAUCCAGGCGGCAUGGCGACUCUACUCCACAGAUGCCAAACACUCCUAUCUAACAGCUACGUGGUACUUCUAUGACAGCAUGUUACCUUCAUUCAGAGAACUGACGCUACUGUUCAGUCACCUCCAGCGACAACGUAGCACCAAGAAGGUUCUGCAGAACUCCUACCACACGCUGCUGUCUGGGCUGCGGCCCAACAGCUCCCCCUACCUGUCGGGGGACAGCAGUAAAAUGGGCUUCCGAGAUCGGAUCAGGAUGAACAAUUCCCGUUCAUCCCAAGCCAUUCGGAAUAAAGCCUCACCGCUGCCGCCGGGCUCUGGCGUUCGCCGCUCUCCCAGCCAGGAAAACGUCCCAGAAGCCACCAGCCCCGGGAAGGUCCAGAAAAGCUGGAGCUUCAACGACCGGACGCGCUUUCGCACCUCCCUUCGUCUCAAACCACGUCCCCCCGUGGACGAAGGGCUCGGGGAGGACAGCGUGGAGGACAAACCAUACUGUGAUGUUGCCAUGGAUGAGGUGAUUCCAGCAGUGAAGACGCUCAUACGAGCCGUCAGGAUCUUAAAGUUCCUCGUGGCCAAGAGGAAGUUUAAGGAGACGCUGCGUCCUUAUGAUGUUAAAGAUGUCAUUGAGCAGUACUCUGCAGGACACCUGGACAUGCUGGGUCGCAUCAAGAGCUUGCAGACGAGGGUGGAUCAGAUCAUCGGGCGUGGGCCUGUUCAGUCUGACAAAAAAACACGCCCUGAAAAGGGAGAGAAGACCCCGCCUGAUCUGGACCCACUGGAUGAGCUGAGCAUGAUGGGACGUGUAGUGAAGGUGGAGAAACAGGUACAGUCCAUAGAGGGCAAGCUGGACCUCCUGCUCAGCUUUUACUCGCAGUGCAUCAAGAAAGGCUCGUCCCACGUCACCCUGUCCUCCCUACUGGACCCCGACUUGACGUCAGAUUACCACAGCCCCACCGACCACAGGGACCUCUUCCCCUCCGCCAACACGCUCAACUUCUCCCGCUCGGAAAGCGGCAACUUGGAAUGACCCCGCCCUAAAGCCCAGCCUCACUGUCCCCUCCUCCUUUUCUACCUAUCUGCUGCGGUCCCCGUCUCCGAGCUGGAGUCUUUGGACUGAAGAUGGCUCCACCUCAGGCCUCUGAAGCUCAACCACUCAUGUACCUGCAGAUAACCCGACUAUGCAAAGAGGCUUUUCAGAUUCUUGCUGGGAUUUUAUCUUUCACCUCCAAAAUCUUUUCCUUUUUUUCCUCUCUCUUGAAUGAACUUUUUCAGAUCUGGAAUUUUUGUUUUGAAACUUGCAGCAAAAAAGUGGAGCCACCCCACCCCCACCUCCUCCACCCACCCAAACAAGGAGAUUUAUUUUUUUAAAUCCUGCUUCAAAAGUCCCAACGUGUCACAUGAAAGCAGAUUGGACGGAUCGCACUGACGGACCGCUGCGUACUUUAUUUUGUUGCUACUUUUUAAAUCUCCUCUCCCCCCCCAGGAGUCUUCAACAAGCCCACUUGCAAAAAGAGAACCACAUUGUUCUCCGCCUGGCUGGCUUCCACGUGAGGAUUGUUCCCAGUUAAUGAGGAUUUAUUAGAGCCACGGUGUUCUUUCAGGGGUCUAAAAUCCCCGUCGGAGAACUUUAGGGAGGCUGCUCCGACCUGAAUUCAUCAAACACUAGUCUUUGCGAUGUCUUGCAGCCCCGCCAUGCAUGCUCAGCGCACAUCUUCACCAGAAACUCUUUCAAACUUUCCCGGAGGAAGCGGGUUUACACAUUUUUUAGUGUGUGUUAGGCAGGAAGUGACACGCCUCUUAAAGAAACAGGUGCUUCCUCCUCCAGGCCGGUUUGGUGCCGUUUUAAGCACAAAGCAGACGAUUUUAAUGCAUGAGUGUUCGAAUGCACGUUUGGAAGACAGGUGGAACUCACUUUCUAAGAGUCGGCAGUUGCUGACUCCUCUUUUUUUCAUAUUAAUAUUCUUAGGGAUUCCUCCUCCUCUUGAAUGUUGGACAAACUGGAGGGUGCACACACGCAGACACACUCCUGUACUUAAAUGACAUUUUUGUGCUUCUAGUUUUGCUCUGGUUGUGCUGAAAUCUUUAUUUUAUUUCAUGAUUUUAGCUAGAUGUAAGUGAAACACGUGAUCUCUAGAUUAAUGAAUGAGUGAAAUCGUGGAUGAUGAAGCCAAACAGCUGGGUUUUUUUGUUUGUUUGUUCAAAUCUCCAUGUUUGCUUCAGCUGAGAGAACCUCCAUCACUCUUUUCGGUCAGGGAGAAUUUUUCCGCCCGAGUCCGGGUUCCUUUUUCUAUUUAAGCGGGCAUUAAAGCAGAGAAUGUAACCGAUUAGAUCUUUUUAAAGUGUUUGAAUCUUUUGAUGCUUCAUCCUUAGGCAGGGUCAUUAGACGCAUCGUUUUAGACUAAUCCGAUUUGGUAUUUACUCUUCUCCCAGAAUGUUGACUGUUUUAAGAUCAGUGUACUUGUGCAUGUUUUUCGUUUUUUCCUCGUGGAAAUUUUAGCCAAACACAUAAUGAUGUCUCGUGUACAAUAAGUCAAAACACGAAAGCGAAUGACCUGUGCCUUCUUUGCUCUAGAUUUCCCGCUAUAUAUAUGACAUGAGAAUGCCUUUUUUGUUGUUUGCUAAGCCUUUAGGGUCGGUUUAUACUCCAUAGUGAUCUGCCAUCACAUCCAUCGUAUCACGCCCCUACUGCUAUCGCGCAGGCUAGUUCAGUUGUUUGCCAUUUUAUUUAUAUAGUUUUUAGUUUUUUUGCACAUAAAGCUCACCUUUUUAAUAUGCAAAGCUUUCCUAAAGAUGCUUACAUCUAUGUAAUUAAGUUUAAGAUUAAUUAGUGGUGCAGAAAAAACAAGGCAAGUGGUACAUCAGUUUUUUUUUUGUAACAAGAUUAAAGUACUAAAAACAGAUUGAAUAUUUAUUUAUUUUGUAAAUAACCAUGGUAUAAGUGGGAAACCAACCCAAUGAAAUGUUCGCUGCUCCAAGAGGUGCGAUUAACUUGCGUUAAUAAAUAUUAACGGAUGGAGUUUGCUGGAUUAAAUCCCAGUUGUUCUAAACCACUGUUGUCUAACUUCCAAGUCCACUGGAAAGUUGUGUAAACCAGUAGAUGUUUGACGACCAAAGGCAAAACACCUACGAGUCGUGCUAAAGCUAACACGCUAACGACCAACCAUGUCAGAAUCAAAAAUAGGUGGAGCUUUUAUUCUGGAGUUGUAAAGCAUGAUGAUGUGAAACUUCAGAAAUGACGUGGGACUCACACCAGUUGACCUAUCACAAAAUUCAACUGUAAUGCCUCAUUUCAACCUGUAGGGGGCAGCAGACAGAUGGUUUUAGACUAUAAUUUCAGGAAGUUUAUUUUAAAUUGUCAAAAAUCCAGCCAGACCUACAAACAGGACUUUUAAAGCCCAUUUAUAGAGGUCAAUAGCCAAAAAAGGUUAAUUUAGUGUUUGGUUACUCUGUUUAAUAUUUUAUUUCCCUCAUAAUUCUGGAGUCUACAAAUAAAUGGAGCUGUUUUACGUGUGGCAAAAGAUUCUGCAUUCAUGUGGUGUUGGAAUAUUUGUUGUUGUUCUGACGUUCGAGUGUGUUUUUUAGAGUCAGACUGAUAUGAUUACUAUCAUUCCAAUACCACAUGAACACAGUUUUUACUUUAAGCUCGCAUUUUUCCUUGAAAGACAUCAACCCACUGGUGCAACUGGCACUAAAACAAACAAAAUCUAGCAGACAAAAAGAUUCGAUUUUGAAAUAAAAACUCAGAAAAAAAAACGUUGAAUCUAAAUGAAAGCAUUUUUUGUCCAGAUUCUGUGUUGUGUCUUUCUGGAAUCAUUGGAUUACCAAAAGAGUCUCUGAGAAUCUCUGAACCCUUUUUGGCCCACAAGUUAAAAAGUUUACCCACCAAUUCAAUUGAAAGUAGUGAAAAUGUUUUUUUUUUUAAGUUAAGGUUCUAUAAUUCUACUAUAAGCAUAAAAUUCCAUUUGCAGAUGAUGUUACCAGCUGGUGAUGGCCUUCGAAUCGCUCUGAAGUAUAAACCAGCUCUUACUUGAUGAAAGAAACAUCGUUUAAAUUCUCGUAGAUUUAGUGUCUUCCAGCUGCUGUAAACGUCGGUGUUUUCCGACAAAACUGUAUGUCCGUACACCACCGUACCUCCUCACCUGCAUCCUCCAAUCCCGUCAUACGUGGAGGCACAGACUCUCUGCUAUGGCAAGCUAAAGGUGUCAUAAAUCACCAGGAAGAACCCCUUAGACAACAGUGUUUUGGCCAUAAAAAAAUGCAGUUUUUAAAAUUAGAAGAUAUUUACACCUUCUUGAGUCGUCUAUGGUGUUUUUCCCCGGUGAUUUAUGAGAUCUUUUGCUUGCUCUACCCUGCAGGCAUGCUCGCAUGUCACUUAGAUCAAAACAGCUUCAACACAACUACCUCUGAGGCCACUGGGGGGCACUACCUUUAAGAAACUCUAGUUUAGUGAUUGUCCAAACGGACUGAAUGCUAUGCAUGACUCAAUCUGCACGCUCUCUUCUCUCUUCAUGACCACCCCAUCCAUCUUUUGAAUAAUUGCUGCCAUUCGACAUUCCAGCUCAAAGCUCUUUAGCUGCUCUCCUAGGAGUUAGAAGUGUUGUUACAAUGAAACAGGAACCGAUCGAGCAAUAAAACAAGAUGCUUACUCAACUCUUAAGUCUUCCAAUCGAUGAGACGGUGAGAAUAAAACACCACGCCGUUUGGGUUUUUUGUUUUUUUUUAAUCAAACCUACAUUUGAUCUAUGGAAGAUGUACACAGAGGUAUUUCUGAUGAGGAGAACAGUAGCUCACAUGACUAAAUUAUUAAUUUAUUUGUUUCAAUAAAGUUCUUUGGACUGUAAAUGCUGCGCUGUGUCUUUUGUUGAGUGUGGUCACUUAUUCUAAGAACGUACGACUGAAGAAGAUGAAACAUUUUAAACUGACUUUUUAAAGAAAGGUAGAAAAGUUGACCUUUUUGUUACUUAUUGGAAUAGUUUUCCUUUUUCUACAUGAAGCGACUCCUUAAAACGAGAGGUUUCCUACUCCGUAGAAGUGGCAGAACAAAGUGACGUGCCGUUUCAGAGGGUCCACGAUCAUGUAGGCGAAUGUCUGAUCGUCCUUUGGUGUUCCAGGAUAACAUCGACCGGACUCAUCCUGCGGAGGAGAAACAAAUCCUUCUAGAUUCAUCGCAAUAAUUAGUUUCAAUAGAUCCCACUCAAGGGAUUAUUAAACUAAAGGCGUUCUUAAAAGUAGAAAACAAUAAAUACUGAGGUCAAGUGAAGCAAAAAUUAUCUCUGGAAGUAAGUGUAGUGGAAUAAACAGCAGGGAGAUCCUGCUGUUUGUGUUAAAUACACAACUAAAAAGCCUUUUUUUAUGCAUUAGUGCUUUGACAUUAAAGCAGCGCUGAUGUGGUCUUGGCCCUAAUGCACCUCUGCUGCUAAAUGAUACGCACAGGUUUUGGAGCAGCGUCUGCUGCCAUCCAGAGGAAGCCUUCUUCAGGGAAAGCCCAAUAAACACACUAAUUACGACCUUCUAGCUUGAAUUUU
Messenger RNA from Oryzias melastigma (Indian medaka), 7048 nucleotides. Its product is annotated as potassium voltage-gated channel subfamily KQT member 4. The record is from RefSeq and is a predicted model, not a curated record. Bases 505 to 2550 code for a protein of 681 amino acids. NCBI's taxonomy places the organism in Eukaryota, Metazoa, Chordata, Actinopteri, Beloniformes, Adrianichthyidae. The transcript has 14 exons. Gene Ontology annotation, cellular component: membrane. Gene Ontology annotation, biological process: potassium ion transport; transmembrane transport. Gene Ontology annotation, molecular function: voltage-gated potassium channel activity.